Parnassius apollo (apollo) is the source of this 300-nucleotide messenger RNA. Lineage: Eukaryota; Metazoa; Arthropoda; Insecta; Lepidoptera; Papilionidae. The record is from the annotation of a GenBank genome assembly.
AUGAGUAUAGACGGUUCUCUGAUAGAAAAAGAAUCUCCACCUGACUACGUGACGUUUCGUAAAACUGUAGCUGAUCAAAAUGUGUUGGAUCUACGCAAUGAAUUUCAUUCUUUCCAAGAGAAGAUAAUGGCAUCAAUGAAGGAGUUCUUCGACAAACAGAAUAAUAAAAUAACCAAGUUCAUUGAAGAUUUCGAAGAAUUGAAGACUUCAAUCCAAUUUAUUAAUGACAAAUACGACGACCUAGAAACCCAAACUGGAGAGAUCCGCAGUCGAUUAUUUGAAUUAGAAAAAAAUAUAUAA